AUGGCGGAUUUUGGAACACCGCCUGCCACACCCCACGGCACUGCCCCGGAUCUCCGCUCGUUUCUCGACACCCUACGCGCGGACGGCGAUCUGGUGGAUGUCUACCAAGAAGUCGAUCCUCAUCUCGAGGUCGGGGCAAUUGCUCGACGUGUGAGCGAACGGAACGCCCAGGUGCCAUUAUUCCAUCAGGUCAAAGGCGCCCGCAACGGACUGUGGAGGAUGACAUCAAAUCUCCAGAGCCUGCGUCAGUCCCCGGCAGAGAGACUGGGACGCAUCGCCCGAGGCAUAGGGCUACCACCGAGUGCGGGUUGGCGCGAGAUCAACACCAAGCUCCUCCAAGCGGCGCGAUUGCUCCCAUCAACCACCACCUCGUCUCCCGUGCUCUCGAGCGGUCCAUGCAAGGAAAACAAAGUCUUUGGGGAUGAUAUCGAUCUGAUGCAACUCCCUGCCCCUCUCCUGCACCAGGGGGACGGCGGGAGGUAUGUGCAGACCUAUGGAAUGCAUAUCCUUCAGUCGCCCGACGGGUCGUGGACCAACUGGUCCAUCGCGCGCGCCAUGAUCCAUGACCGGAACCAGCUGGUCGGCCUCUGUAUUCCUCCGCAGCAUAACUGGCAGAUCAAGGAAAUGUGGAGGAAACAGGGACAUGCGGAGGUUCCUUGGGCUCUGGCUCUGGGAGUUCCCCCGGCCGCGAUCAUCGCCGCGGGUUUGCCCAUCCCUGAUGGCGCCUCCGAGUUGGAUUAUGUCAAUUCCAUCACCGGUUCCCCGAUGGGUCUCGUGCGCUGUGAGACCAACGACCUUCUGGUCCCAGCAAGCUGUGAGAUUGUCUUCGAGGGAACAUUGUCCAACACCAAGACAGCCCUGGAGGGUCCCUUUGGCGAAUACUUUGGCCAUGGCUUCGAGGGCGAGAGCAGACCGAUGCCAAUAUACCAUGUCAACGCCAUUACCCACCGGGACAAUGCUAUUCUACCUGUAUCGGUGCCUGGGGUCAUAACGGACGAAUCGCAUACUCUAGCUGCCUUGAUGGUGCCAGAAAUUCUCAAUAUCUGCCUGGAACAUGAGUUCCCAAUCUCCGAUGCAUUUGCCCCGCUGGAGACCAACGCGACCUGGGUCUUCCUCCAAGUGAACUCGGAGCGACUCCAGUCCAUGGGGACCAACGCGCAGCAGCUAUGCAGGUCCAUCGGGCGGACGGUGUUCCAGGAUAAACGCGCGUGGCUUGCCUCGCGACUGUUCCUGGUCGGAGAUGACAUUAACAUCUACGAUUUCCAGCAGACAAUGUGGGCAGUGGCUUGUCGCUCACGCCCCGGUCAGGACGAUUACGGGUUCGACGAUGUGCCUGGCUUGCCCCUCGUGCCCUCGAUGCAUGGCAGUCCACGCCCUUGUCGCGGGGGCAAAACCGUGACUAAUUGUCUCCUCGAGUCGGAGUUCAAGGCCGGCGGUCGUAAUUGGCACAAGGUUGACUUUCAGCAUGCUUAUCCUAAGGUUGUGCAGGAGCGCGUCUUGUCACGCUGGGGAGCAAUGGGGUUGAAAUAG
This is a messenger RNA of Aspergillus japonicus CBS 114.51, 1530 nucleotides long. RefSeq names its product UbiD family decarboxylase. The record is from RefSeq and is a predicted model, not a curated record. The transcript is spliced from 3 exons. Gene Ontology annotation, biological process: cinnamic acid catabolic process; ferulate metabolic process. Gene Ontology annotation, molecular function: carboxy-lyase activity. Bases 1 to 1530 code for a protein of 509 amino acids. Gene Ontology annotation, cellular component: cytoplasm. NCBI's taxonomy places the organism in Eukaryota, Fungi, Ascomycota, Eurotiomycetes, Eurotiales, Aspergillaceae.